Molecule: messenger RNA, 3999 nt
Organism: Entrophospora candida
Lineage: Eukaryota; Fungi; Glomeromycota; Glomeromycetes; Entrophosporales; Entrophosporaceae
Source: the annotation of a GenBank genome assembly
AUGGUCUCAUGGGAUUACAGAUUGGCACAUGCAGGAUUUUAUUUCGAUCGAUCAAAUCAUCCACUAGAUAAUGUUAUUUGUUUCAUAUGUGGCUGUUCGAUAAAAGACGACGAUCCUUUCCAGAAACAUCAAGCCAGUUCACCUGAUUGUCUGUGGGUUUUGUGUCGAAAUUAUCCAAAUAACAAAGAUAACAAUACCGCUAAUGAAUCAACUUUGAAUUGGGACGAUAAGAAUCAAUGGCCAACAUCAAAAAAAUUAGAGAAUGCUAGAAUCAAAACUUUUGGUAAUUGGUGGCCACAUAAAGAAAAAAAACUGGACUGCGAGUUGGCAAAAGCUGGUUUCUAUUAUUACCCAUUGUAUAAAGGAGAUGAUAAUGUAGUUUGUCCUUAUUGCAAUAUAAAACAUGCUAAAAGAUCUAUUACUUGCUUAUUUUUUGCUAAACCACCAAAAUCAAAAAAAUCAAAAGCACCAGCUACUCAACAAAUUGCAGAUAAACUGAAAUUGAAUGAAUUUGGUGAUGCUAGUUUGAAUCAGGAUGAACAAAUGGAUAUUAUUAUUAGCAAAGACAAUAUUAUUAUUGGUAAUGACGAUAUAGUUAAGAGCAAUAAUACCACUAACAAUUGUGAUAUUGUUAGUAAUGACAAUAUUAUUUAUGAUUAUUUAAGAGAUUUGGGCGAACAACAAGAAAAGAAGCUGGAAAUUGAAAUUGAAAAAAUUAUUGAAAAAUUAUUGAAUGCUAAAAAAAAAUACUUGGGAUCAGAGGAAUGGACUUUUGUUACUUUUGGAUGUCUGUUUACCAUGAAUGCAUUGGUAUUUUUGAGUUGUCAAUGGAGCGUACAAGCAAGAGCAUUUUUUACUUGUAUAAAGGAAAACAAUAUACAAAAGGCUAAAGCGAUUAAAAUAAUUCCUGCGCUGCAUAAAGGAAAAGGAGACUUGUGUGAUCUUUAUCAUGCAGAUAACGGGGAAAUAUCUUUUACUUUUCAAAAGAAAAAAUAUGUUUGGGAUCCUGAUAAAAAAAUUUUUAAUAAAUUAAGCUAUCCUUGUGAUGGAAAUCCUCCAAUUUCAAUGUUUAAAAAUGCCGAAGGAUUUAAUUUAUAUCAAUUAAUAAUUAUUAUUUGGUUUAGUUUUGAUAUACCUAUACCAACUUUUCGUGAAUUAUUUAAAGAACACGCUGUUGCUCCUUUCUUCGUUUUUCAACUAUUUUGUGUUGGAUUAUGGUUAAUCGAUGAUUAUUGGUAUUAUUCAUUAUUUACACUAUUCAUGUUGGUUGUAUUUGAGUCCACGGUUGUUUUUCAGAGAUUAAAAACUUUGGCCGAGUUUCGAACAAUGUCUAUCAAACCUUAUUCUAUUCAAGUUAGACGUAACAACUCAUGGAUUACAAUUAAUUCAGAUGAAGUUUUACCGGGUGAUCUGGUAUCUGUUGUUCGUAGUAAGGAAGAUAGCGGAAUUGCUUGUGACAUGGUACUUUUGAAUGGUAGUUGUAUCGUGAAUGAAGCUAUGCUUUCAGGUGAAUCAACACCGUUAUUGAAGGAAUCAAUAGCACUUCGUGAUAGCAGCGAUCAUUUAGAUAUGAAUGGCAUUGACAAGAAUAGUAUAAUAUUUGGUGGCACCAAAAUUCUUCAGGUCACUCCACCGUCACCUGAUGAUUCAUUAACAGCCCCUGAUAAUGGAUGUAUUGCAUAUGUCAUUCGUACUGGGUUUGGCACUGUUCAAGGGAAACUCGUACGCACAAUGGUAUACAGCACAGAGCACGUAUCUGCCAAUAAUAUAGAAACAUUUUUAUUUAUAUUAUUCUUGUUGGUUUUUGCAAUUUCAGCUGCUGGAUACGUGUGCGUUAAAGGUGUUGAAAAAAAUCGCAAGAAAACAAAAUUAUUAUAUGAUUCUAUUAUAAUUAUAACAUCAGUUGUACCACCAGAAUUGCCCAUGGAAUUAUCUUUGGCUGUUAACACGUCUUUGGUAGCAUUAGCAAAAUAUGCAAUAUAUUGUACUGAGCCAUUUAGAAUUCCAUUUGCUGGAAAACUUGAUGUUUGUGCAUUUGAUAAAACGGGAACUUUGACUGGUGAAAGUCUUGUUGUAAGAGGAAUAGCUGGUAUUCAUCCUAAUGAUCCAAAGGAAUUAACUGAUCCAAAAGAUGCUUUAAGAGAGACUAUUCAAACCUUAGCUGCUGCACAUGCAUUGGUUAAGUUAGAUGAUGGAAUCGUUGGUGAUCCUAUGGAAAAAGCAACUUUAGAGGCAUUAGAUUGGAAGCUUGGAAAUGGUGAUACUGUUAUACCUGCAAAUAAUCAAUCUCAACGGUUUCAACAACGUUCCCAACUACAAAUUUGUCGGCGAUUUCAAUUUUCAUCAAAACUUAAACGUAUGUCAAGUAUUUCAACAUUGAAUAUAAAUCGUGGUAAAAAGACUUUUGUUGCAGUCAAAGGAGCACCUGAAACUCUUCAUAGCAUGUAUGAAUAUGCACCUGAUGAUUACGAGGAUACUUAUAAAUUCUUUACACGACGGGGCAAUAGAGUAUUAGCGUUAGGAUAUAAAUAUUUAAAUGAUAACAUGAGUAUUAAAGAGGUUAAUGACCUCACACGUGAAUCAGUUGAAUGUGACCUUAAAUUUGCAGGAUUUCUUAUUUUUGAUUGUCCAUUAAAAGAUGAUGCAAUUUCAACCAUUAAAGUGUUAAAUGAAUCUUCACACAGGGUUAUUAUGAUUACUGGUGAUAAUCCUUUGACAGCAUGUCAUGUUGCUCGCGAAGUUGAAAUCAUUAAUCGUGAAGUAUUAAUUUUGGAUCUUCGUAAAGAUGAAGCUAGCGAUGAUGUUGAUCCUUCAAAGAACAUUGAUCCAACAAUACUUCAAAAUUAUGAUAUAUGUGUGACAGGAGCAGCAUUAGCGCAAUUUGAAAAUAGAAAAUCAGUAAAAGACUUACUAGAACACACAUGGGUUUAUGCAAGGGUUUCACCUGGUCAAAAGGAAUUUAUAUUAACUGGACUUAAACAAGCAGGAUAUAUAACAUUGAUGUGUGGUGAUGGUACAAACGAUGUUGGUGCAUUGAAACAAGCGCACGUUGGAGUAGCACUUCUUGAUGGCAAACCAGAAGAUCUUAGAAAAAUAGCUGAACAUCAACGAAUGCAACGAUUAAAAGAUAUGUAUGAAAAUCAGUUAAAAUUCACAGCCAAAUUUAAUAUGCCGCCGCCGCCGCCACCACCAGCAAUUGCACAUUUAUAUCCAAACAUAACACAACAACUUCAACAAAACACUAAUAAUAGAAGACCAAAUCUACCGCAGGCACAGGUUGAUAAUAUUACAGAACAGCUUCUUGAUAUGGAAGAUGAACCGCCUACCAUAAAAUUGGGGGAUGCAUCAGUAGCAGCACCAUUCACAUCUAAACUUUCUAAUGUUGUAGCCAUUUCAAAUAUUAUUAGACAAGGAAGAUGUACAUUGGUUGCUACAAUUCAAAUGUAUAAAAUUCUGGCAUUGAAUUGUUUAAUAACAGCAUAUAGUCUUAGUGUUUUAUAUUUGGAAGGAAUUAAAUAUGGUGAUUUACAAGUAACAAUUUCAGGAGUUUUGCUUGCAGUAUGUUUCCUUUGUAUAUCAAAAGCCAAGCCUCUUGAAAAUUUAUCUAAACAACGACCUCAAACCAAUGUAUUCAACUUUUAUAUUAUUUUAUCAAUUCUCGGACAAUUCGCUAUUCAUAUAGCCUCUUUAAUAUAUGUUGUUGAGCUGGUAUUUCGUUACGAGGAACGUGUGGAAUUUGAUCCAGAUCAAGAAUCUGAUCCAGAAAAAGAAUUUGAACCGACAUUGCUUAAUACAGCAGUAUAUUUGAUAUCACUAUCAAUGCAAGUUUCUACAUUUGCUAUCAAUUAUCAGGGACAUCCUUUUAGAGAAAGUUUACAAGAGAAUACAACAUUGUAUUAUGGAUUGUGUACAGUUGCUGCCAUAGUUGUCUCUUGUGCCACAGAGUUUGUACCUGAAGUUAAUAGUAUGUUACAACUUGUACCUAUGAGUAAAGAGUAG